Molecule: messenger RNA, 2241 nt
Organism: Leptosomus discolor (cuckoo roller)
Lineage: Eukaryota; Metazoa; Chordata; Aves; Leptosomiformes; Leptosomidae
Source: RefSeq, a predicted model, not a curated record
GCAGGCUGUAUGUACCGAGUAGUUCAGACGACGGGACCAGAUGGAAAAAACCUUCUGAAAUUACUUCCAAUUUCUAAAUCUUCUGGAAGCUUUGUGCCAAUGGUUCAGUCUUCAGCAAUGCCAAAUAAUUCUAAAGCGAAUAUUUCUAGUCCAGUCCAUCUUACUUUUAAGACACAGCUUGCCAAUACUACUACAGCUUCAUCUGUUAAGAUACCUGUUUUUCAGUCUCCCAGUCCUGGAAAGAUUAUUUUUACAAGGACAUUAGACAAACAGGAAAGUGUUAGGGCAGGUUCUGAAAAAGAAAGCUUAAUUCCAAAAUCAUCUGGAAGCAGUUGUGUUUCAGUUGAUAGACUGUCUUUGCAGAACGUUGCUGUAACAAGUUCAUCUAACCAGAGUAACGCUGCAUACAUGUUGUUAAACACAAAAACUCUUCCAGUUACUGUGAAGUCUCCAGUACUGCCCUCUGGCCACCACCUCCAGAUACCAGCUGAUGCAGAAGUGAAAUCUGUCCCAGCUUCUUUUUUGCCACCUGCAAUACAGCAAAAAAUACUUGCAGCUGCAGCAACAAACGUGUCUGGAGGAGCUGACAAAACAAAAAUGCCAAGUGUUAUUUAUGUGUCACCAGUGAACACGGUGAAAACAGUACUUCCCAAGCGUUUGCAAGCCAUUUGCCCAAAACCUGCUGCAGAAGCUUCAAAACCAUUAGCAAUGACAGCUACACAAAAGGGAAAUAAUUCUUCUCCUGAGACAGUAACAUCUGAUGGUCAGCAGCACCCGCAAACUCCAAUGAAAUGGAUUGUGCAAGAAAGUCCACAGUCAUCAGUGCCUUGCCUCAUUCCUGUAAAGUCAUCCAAUAAUAUGGCUUCCAAGAUCUUGAAAACUUUGUCAGACACGAGGAAUGUAGAAGUUAACUCUGCAAAUAUUUUACCACUAUCUUCUAGUGGUCCUGGGGGAAGCCAAACAAAAAUCACACCUAUUAAAGAUAAUGCUCUAGUCAUGUACAAUGGGAAAGUCUAUUUGUUGACCAAAAGAGGCUCUGAUGUUCUGUCAGCCCAAGCUGACAAACCAGCAUCUUCCUCUUCUGAUGCUUCACUUAAAAAGGAGACACCCAAGCUAAUUGAUUCUACUGCAGUCAAUAAAAUAACCAAUAAAGUAGUGAAUCUGGUAUUGUCAAAAAACAAAGGAAUGGUGCUGUCUCAGAAGGAUCCCAAAAGAUGUACAAACUCAAAAAAUUCUUCGCCAGCUGCCUUAAGAAAUGACUUAAAAUCUGCACCUGCAGCUCUGGUGACACCAAAUACUAAUCAGCAGAAUUCCACUGUAAACCAGACAAAGAGCUUGCCCUUCACCGAGAGCAUUUCAAGUGGAGUGACCCCUGUUACAGCAGUAGGGACACAGGAAAAUGUGUGCCAAAACGGCAAAGAAAAGAUUCAUUCCCCCAAAGCAGCAAGUGCUGUUUUACCUCAGUCUAAGCAAGAGUGUGCUUUCAGUGAAGACUGGCAAAAGAUCCAGUGUGAAAAGAUGGAGUCACCGGGAAAGGUUGUUCAAAUCAAACACCAAGAGAAGCCACAUUGGAAACAAUACUUGGAAUUAAGGAAAAAAUUUGGUCUCUCUAAGGAGGAGAGAGUGUACCUUAGGAGAAUACCAUUAAGGACCUCCUGUGAGAAACCAGAAGAAAGGGUUUGUUCCUUGAAAAUGAAAAAUGAUUCUUGCAGUGCAUCAUCAUUAGAUGUGGAAAUAGGAAGUCAACAUCAGGAAUGUGUUAAAGAGGAAAAGAUAAUUGUGAGUCUGGAAGAGGAUUUGACUAAGAAAAGAAAAGUGAAAUCCUCACCACUGUCAGACAGCAGAAAGAGGAGAAAAUCUUCAGCCAAAUCAGCCACAAGCCGAAGUUCAGAAAACACCAGCUCGAGUUCCAGUGUACUUAACAGAAGUGUUUCACCUCCCCCAGUCUUAGCGCAGCAAAGUGUUUCCACAGACUUGGUUGUAUCACCUCUAGGGAGGGACCCUGAGCAAGACUCGUACUCUCAAUACAGUGACGUAACAGACUCAAGUAUUCCAGUUUUGGUGUCUUGUGAAGAUGACACUUCAGUUCUUGAAGGUUCUUUCAGAGAUGAUGCUUUCCCUUUGACUCCCCCAGACUUGGAUGAAACAAUACGGGAUGAAAAAAUAAAAAGACUUAAACAGCUCUUAAGAGAACGAGAAGCGGCGCUUGAAGAGAUGCGUAGAAGAAUGCAGCAGAGCUGA